AUGGAGGAAGGACGCGACUCUCUCAGCGAGGAGGAGAGCACUGUCAGGUGCCCGCCAAACUCUCCAAUCCCUCCUCAUCUUUCAGACAUAUCGUUGCCGCCCCUGAGGCCCUCACCACACCUCCGCAGAGUUGAAAGUCUCUUGAAUCUGGCAAAGGCGGACUAUCAUUCGUCCUGCAGGCGAUCAAUGCCCAUGGAGGUAGAACUAGCUCACUGGCACGGCGCAUCAAGGCUUGACGUCGCGGCUGAGAACUCAGCAACCACUUCGAAAGCCGCUUCAUCCCGUCGAUUUAUCCCACGGAGUUCUCUCGAUACCAACAUCGGCCAUACAUUCCGUACGGAAGCCAGCUCCUCGUCCGCGCUGCCAACCCCAAGCCAGCCAGCUCAACACGAGAUCGUUGCGGCCGGCAGUCCACACACCAAGACGCAAUGCGAUGCAACGUUCAGGCAGUGGAGGUUCGAAUUUGGACGAUUCAUUACCGAGUACGACAAGUACAUGCGCAAGUCAUCCAAUACGCUCGACCUGCCAGAAGUAAGGGAAUUGGAGGUGCUGCUUCCGGUACUGACGGAGUUUGGGAACAUUGGGCUGCGGUACUGGUUCGACCACCUGAGGCUGGAAGACGAGGCGCAUCUGGAAAAUGGAGGAAUAAUGUGGGAAAAGAGCGUCGCACCCUCUGCUGAAGAUGACAUACCGGGCACUGACAACGUCGAGAGCUGCACCCUGAAUGACGGUGUCGAUGCGACCUAUGAUCCCCAGGGGAAAGGCAAAGAGGUGGUGAGACCACCAGAAGUCAACAUUGUCGCUCACGACGGGGUCGACCGAAAGGACUGGGCGGUGGAAGCCGAACGCAAAGCUCGCCGCCUGGCUUCAAAGUUCUCGUCGCCCGACCCGUCACCGAGCCGUGGGCAGGAGAAGAGCACGCCACUUACCUUGGAGCAGCUCGAAGCUCUCAUAACAGCCUUCUCGGAAGCCCGCGUCUUCACACGCAAGCUUGGCAUAACCCUGAGCAAGGUCCGGCACCAGCAGGCACAGCACCCGCGCGCGUACCUCCUUCGCGAGGGCGUCACCUUUGCCCAGCUGCUCGCCGCGUCCGACAGCAGCAGCGCAUCCCAGUUCUCGCCGGGGAGCCCACGGCCUCCAUCUCGACAGGUCUAUGAUCCCUCUCCGCCACGAUGCAGCGGCAGCGGCAGCUUCAGCUACCCCAAGUAUGCUCGCUACGCUCGCCUGCUGCCCGAGGAUAUAUCCGCCCUCCAGAACACACUCAUGAGCCACUGCCCCCUCGCAGGGGCAGCUCUGGGACUCGAUCUGGCCCGGGACCAGUAUUCACUGUUCUACGAAAGCAUCGACGCCGAGACGCAGGAGCGCUACAUCGAUGUCCUGGCCCCAGACCCAUGGCAUAUGUCGGGUGCGCUACCGGUGCCCCCUGGCAGCCCCGACGGGUGUGUCCCAGCAACUGGAAUCCAAGGUGUGCGUGGCAGAGGUGAAGCUCAGCAGCCAUCGACAAGGAUGAAGAAUCACAUGGACAGCGACGACGACGACAACAAGAAAGAGUCUGCGAAGCAGGCAACGGCCAAAGAACCCCUCGCGGCGGCACUGUCGGCCCUCUGGGCCUCGGCACGGCUCUCGCUCAUCAACAAGGCCUGGAGGGCAGGAUUCGUGCGCGACGGCGACGCACGGCGCAAGUUCGGCAAGCUCCGGCGGCGGAUGGAGGUGCUGGCAGACACGUCUCACAGCACUUCGUAUCCCAGGAUCGUGGCGGAGAAGGCGAAGACGAUGGAGGAGGCGGCCUCACGAGCUGAGGUCAAGGGGGCGGGAGGUCGCGACGGCAUGGUGCUGCUGUCGCUUGUGGAUACAGAGUGUAGGGAGGCGCUGGGGUGGUGA
Thyridium curvatum is the source of this 1881-nucleotide messenger RNA. RefSeq lists its product as uncharacterized. The transcript has a single exon. Lineage: Eukaryota; Fungi; Ascomycota; Sordariomycetes; Thyridiales; Thyridiaceae. The coding region runs from base 1 to 1881 and encodes 626 amino acids. The record is from RefSeq and is a predicted model, not a curated record.